UCUUCCGGUCCUCUUUCCAGCUUCCCGUGCAACAUGACUAAGAAAAGGAGGAAUAACGGUCGUGCCAAGAAGGGCCGUGGGCAUGUGCAGCCCAUCCGCUGCACCAACUGUGCCCGCUGUGUCCCCAAGGACAAAGCUAUCAAGAAGUUUGUCAUCAGGAACAUCGUGGAGGCUGCAGCUGUGAGAGACAUCACAGAAGCCAGUGUCUUUGACUCUUAUGUUCUGCCCAAGCUCUAUGUGAAGCUGCAUUACUGUGUUAGCUGUGCCAUCCACAGUAAAGUGGUGAGGAACCGCUCCUGUGAGGCCAGGAAAGACCGUACCCCACCACCCAGAUUCAGGCCUGCUGCUGGCGCACCAAGAGCUCCUCAGAAGCCCAUGUAAAAGAAUUUGAAGAUGCGCUUCACCUGAAUAAAGUGAAAAAUCUUUACAAAAA
This is a messenger RNA of Solea senegalensis (Senegalese sole), 433 nucleotides long. Its product is annotated as 40S ribosomal protein S26. The record is from RefSeq and is a predicted model, not a curated record. Gene Ontology annotation, cellular component: ribosome; cytosolic small ribosomal subunit. Lineage: Eukaryota; Metazoa; Chordata; Actinopteri; Pleuronectiformes; Soleidae. The coding region runs from base 34 to 381 and encodes 115 amino acids. The transcript has 4 exons. Gene Ontology annotation, biological process: translation. Gene Ontology annotation, molecular function: mRNA binding; structural constituent of ribosome.